UCAAUGCAAUACCAAACCAGCCUUAUUCUCCCAGCAGCAUCGGCGGGUAGCUAGAAGCGUCUUCUAUCGUUCAGUCCCCUAGGGUUUUUGAAUUACUUCAGUUUCAAUAUAUCCCCAAUUCCAAACCCUAAUUCCAGCGAUUCAGAGCAAUGCCCAGGUAUUACUGUGAUUACUGCGAUACUUAUUUGACCCACGAUUCGCCUUCAGUGAGAAAGCAACACAAUGCUGGUUAUAAACACAAGGCGAACGUGCGCGAAUACUAUCAGCAAUUUGAGCAGGAACAAACCCAAAGUUUGAUUGACCAAAGGAUCAAGGAGCACCUUGGCAAUUCUGCAGCUUACGGUGGUCAGCCUUACGGGCAAAUUGGUGCUGCUUACAAUCAACAUCUAAUGGCUCAGCCCCGUCUUCCUGGCAUGCCACAAAUGCUCCCCGGGAUUAGGCCACCUGUUUUGCCAAGACCUCCUAUACUCAAUGCUCCAGGUUACAGCUCUGCUCCACACAUGUUCCCGAUGAUGGCUCCGCCUGGUGCUCCCGGCAUGCCUGGUCAAUUAAGUGCCCCCAUGAGGCCUCCUCCCGCUUUGAAUCCUCCACCAGCAGUUCCUGGCAGCACAGCACCAAAUGCUUCAAAUGGUCCCCCUCCUAUGGCUGCACCUCCGAUGUAUCAACCCAAUCCAACAGCACCAACAAGUGGAGGCUAUGAAAGUUUCAAUCCGAAUACUCAGCCUCCUGAUUCUAGUCAGUAAUGUGGUUAAAUCGGCAAUCAAUAGUAACCCGGAAAAUGACUCAUGUUGCAGCACCUUCAUCGGAGAAGUCUUCUGCCAUAACUUGGUCUAAUGGGGCUUUCAUCAUGUGAUGCAAACCAGGUGAUUGUCCUUUGUUAUGAAAAGGUCGUGCAAUUUAACAUUUUUGUAGACCCCUUGUAUGAUUGUAUCCUCUUUAAACUUGCACAUCUUAUUUGAACCUAGUUGUGUUUAUAAGAGCGAUUUGUUGAAAAUUUACUCCCUGAACUUGUAAUAAUACUAUUAUUCGUAUAGUUCCUUCCCACGUUUAA
Molecule: messenger RNA, 1051 nt
Organism: Malus domestica (apple)
Lineage: Eukaryota; Viridiplantae; Streptophyta; Magnoliopsida; Rosales; Rosaceae
Product: U1 small nuclear ribonucleoprotein C-like
Biological process (GO): mRNA splicing, via spliceosome; mRNA 5'-splice site recognition; spliceosomal snRNP assembly
Cellular component (GO): nucleus; U1 snRNP
Molecular function (GO): zinc ion binding; pre-mRNA 5'-splice site binding
Source: RefSeq, a predicted model, not a curated record